Molecule: messenger RNA, 576 nt
Organism: Protopolystoma xenopodis
Lineage: Eukaryota; Metazoa; Platyhelminthes; Monogenea; Polystomatidea; Polystomatidae
Source: the annotation of a GenBank genome assembly
AUGGCCCAACCCUGUCCCUCUAGCGAAGUUGUCAAGUCGUUUGGUGAUGUUCUGACUUUAUCGGAACCAAGCUUUGGCCAGGCAGAAGGACAGUCGCGUGACCCCAAGGUUGAUUCUUGCCAGGCGCAAACUCAGACCUGCUCCGUACAGCAGCCAGGACAGACUCGAUCUUCAUCUGUUGGCUCACCUUGGCAGAUGGUUCGAAGCGAAGCCGCUUCUCCACCCAUUUCCACUCCCAAUCUUACAGCCUCUUAUAGCCUCUCACAGACCUCUACUACUACCAGCCAAGCUUGCCCCUUUGGCCAAUUUCCUUGGUCUAAUGUGUAUCAUCCCGCAAGUAAUGCCUUCCCGGAUGUGAACCGUCCUUUCUGUAUCUCGCCUACCAGGAUUCCCGGGAUUCGAUGCCUUAGCUCUCGUCUGGCGACUCUAGGGUCUUGUGAGUUAAUGGUUUACUUUAUUGGCUCAGUAGAUUUUCCCCAUGUACUGCCUGUAAUCAUAUUGCCGAUGAACUCUUUAAUUUUUCAUUAUCUUAUGCGCUCUGCACAGAGCCUUGUUAAUGCCCAAAUUUUAGAAUAA